Molecule: messenger RNA, 4500 nt
Organism: Haliotis rufescens (red abalone)
Lineage: Eukaryota; Metazoa; Mollusca; Gastropoda; Lepetellida; Haliotidae
Product: glycine-rich domain-containing protein 2-like
Exons: 6
Coding region: 386-2740 (784 amino acids)
Source: RefSeq, a predicted model, not a curated record
UCGUUCUGUGGAUCAUAACCAGGAAGCAGGAUUUCUCCCGGAAUCGUACUCCCGUACUCUAAUUACCAUGAUGGAAAUUUCCCAAGGCGGAGUUCAAUCCAGAUUCAAGCGUGGGUCGACGAACUAAAACAAUAAUCGCUUGUUAUUGAAGAGCCUGGCACUGUCGUCUGCUUCUCUUGCCGCUGAUUCCCGCGUCUUCUCGCACAUGAGUGGCAGAUACUGAUGCGGCACUCCACUUGUAUGAGCAACAGUUCGUUCCUCUCCUGGCGUUUAUGUUCUUCAGCAAAAUGGCGACGGUGGGUACGGUAUUGAUUGAGAGGUGCUGUGCCGACAGGAGGAAUUCCUAGUCUCAGCAAGACGGGCUCGUGUAGAAGGGCAUUUCAACAUGAUGGACAGCAGGGUCACAGAAGAGAUACAGUUAAAACUGGACCUGGUAGCUGCUUCAUUAGAACAGUUGGAAUUUUUGGCUGAGGUUGACAUGCAUCCCUGUCUGUAUGAAGAAAAAGGCCCAGUGCUUCAGAGAGCUAUCUUCAGAUAUGAGAAAUUCUGGCUUCCACUCGUCUGUGAACACCGGGAUACCAUCCUGACCCCACCCCUGGAUAUUGGGUGGGCGUGGCACUGCCACAUGCUGGCUCCAGUUGCAUAUCAAGAAGAUUGCCUGAACCUCUUUGGCCAUGUUCCUGAUCACAUCCUAGGGAAUGCGAGGAAAUCACCUAUAGAAGUCAAACACAUGUGGGAGGUUAAACAUGGCAGGGAACCGUUCGAAGUGUCUCUGAGACCUGACCUCAUGGCCCAGGAUUUUACCUUUAAAUCCGCGCUGUCAUAUGAUAUUGCAGCUGCAGCAUCUCGGCAGAAGUCCUUCUACUAUCAAGUCUCACUUCCCCAUUUCAAAGACCGCAAGUACCUGCAACAUUCAUUGCGACGUUAUUUGAAGUUCUUGUUCCUGAAGAAGCAGCAUCCUGACAAUUUCCUGGUUCCUUGUUACGACAUUGACAUCAUGUGGCACAGCCAUCAGCUUCGCCCGUCUGUGUACAAGGCCGACACACAACGUCUCCUUGGUCAGCUGUACAACCACAAUGACUCCGUCAAUGAACGACACGAAGGCUCGCGACUGAACAAGGCUGAUCAGUUCACCAGAACGCAAUGGAAGAACACUUUUGGUGAAAGUUUCUCCAACUUUGGCUCCAUGUAUCGUGGGGAACCCCCAACAGGUAAACUGUACGCUAUGACGGACUCGGAGAUGUUUGGUGUGUGUACUAAGGUAGCAGUGAUCAGAGUGGGAAAGGUAGCAGUGAAUGUUCCCAACUUUGACGGCAAGAUACAAUUAUCUGCAUACACUGCGCCUUAUGCUGAAAAAGGUUUGCCAUUCUUGUCAUUUGAAGGCCAAGACAGAGAAUGGAACAAGGAUGGUGACACUAAGGUAGUCUUCAACACAAUAUGCCACAAACAAUUGAUAUUCAUUGUCAAGUACGCCAAGCCGACAAUCCUCUGUUGCAGCAUGACGAAGAAGAUAGGAGAGGCUUCCCAAGACACCAUUUCAAUUGUAGAGCACCUGGGCACAGAAGAGAAGGUCUUCACUGAAACUCUGGACAUAAUUUCGGCCUCUCACCCUGAUAGUAAAGUUUCGCUGGAUAUGACCUUCACACCUUCUGUACCAGGAAAGGGCAUGUUCUUCAUCAAGCGAGGUCCAUUCUGUUUGAGGACAAUGCCUGAGAACAUUGAACAAAUGUGGGGACCAAUACCAUUGUCCAAGAAGCCGACAGGAUCCAAUAACGUCCGAGUAGGAACCCACAUAAUAAGGAAUCACUUGAACGAAGAUGUGUUCACAGUUCGGGUGAUCCACUGCGUGCAGUACCUCAUGUCUGCCAUACAGAUAUUCUACAAGGACAAGAUGGCUGCUGUAGCUCACCUGAUCGCCUCCGACCAACUCCCCUUCCCGUCACAGGUUGGGAAGAGUGAGAAGUGUGUUUGCCUGAACGCCAAAGACGGAGAAAGGGCUGUCCUGAUCAAGAACCACGGAGGAGACUGGGCUAUAGUGACGGGGAAAUGGACGGGACAAAGGAAGGGUCGGGCCGGGAUUCCUGGCACAUCUUCCAGGAAAGCAGUACCUGGUGUGAAGGGCUCCCCAGGAACACUUGUAGUGAAGAUGUUUUCUCUCAAAGAAUCAACAUGCUUCAGACAGACCCUCAGCUACCACGGCGGUAUUUACAAGUUUAAACUGAGCGACAUCAGCGUGGACCAAACCCGUGGUACCGUGUUAGUGGACCCCAGCACCAAGAAAAUAGCUGAGAACCUUGCUCUGGCAUUCAGUGUGUCCUUACUGCACGUUCUGUGUCAGCCACGGCCCGCAAACUGGAAGACUGGGCGUACAACUAAACCAACCAGUGCCAGGGGAGAUAAAUCAGUCGGGUAUGUACCUUCUGAGGACUUUCCAAUAGUCAUGGCCACAGGAUACCUAGAGGAAACACCCUCCAACUUCUACAUCCGACAGCAGUACGGUCCCACGGUCUGCAGCGGGUGUGGCGGGUGCAUGGGGUACACAGGGGGAGACGACCAUGGGUUUAUGGGGGAGAUGCCAGAUGCAACCGAUGGCGGAGACGUGGGGGCUGCUGGUUUGUGUGGCGGUGAUGGCGGUGAUGGCGGUGAUGGUGGAGGUUGUGGAGGUUGUGGUGGGUGUGGAGGUUGUGGAGGUUGUGGAGGUUGUGGUGGGUGCGGUGGUUGUGGUGGGUGUGGAGGGUAAUUUUGGAUCUUAGGGGCUUCUGGGAAAAGAAGGUUUCUAGUGUUUGGGAUUGCAUUGGCGACACAGACAAUAGUUUCAUUGUCAUCGCGUACACGAUUUGAGGGAGUUGACAAGCUGUUCAUGUUUGCGUACAUGUAUCGCGUUUAAAAGGACAUAAAUAUAUAUAUAUCCAUGUUGAUUGUAGAAUUAUAUAACCUUCAACUAUUCCAUUUAUGGUUUACGAUAUAUCUAACUGUGUUGUUUGAGAAGGAGAUACAAACUAUUUAGCCGUGUGUUAUAUAGACACAUCAAUCUGUCAUCCUUUAACUUUGUAUAAACUGCAAUAACCCACAUGCAUAUAACCUUGUUACUUCAAAUUUCUCUACAUCACGUCUCUUGAUAACGGUGUUAUCUUUCCAUUCAUUGUAAUAAUGAAGCUAUAUGUGCUAUGUAUACUAUGUAACUGUGUGUUGUAAGGAGGACAUACCAGCUAUGUAGCCAUGUGUUACAUGGAGGAGAUUUAAACUAUGUUACCAGGUGUUACAUGGAGGAGAUCCAAACUAUGUAACCGUGUGUUACAUGGAGGAGAUACAAACUAUGUAACCAUGUGUUACAUGGAGGAGAUACAAACUAUGUAACCUUGUGUUACAUGGAGGAAAUACUAACUAUGUAAGCAUGUGUAACAUGGAGGAGAUACAAACUAUGUAACCAUGUGUUACAUGGAGGAGAUACAAACUAUGUAACCGUGUGUUACAUGGAGGAGAUACUAACUAUGUAAGCAUGUGUUACUUGGAGGAGAUACAAACUAUGUAACCUUGUGUUACAUGGAGGAAAUACUAACUAUGUAAGCAUGUGUAACAUGGAGGAGAUACAAACUAUGUAACCAUGUGUUACAUGGAGGAGAUACAAACUAUGUAACCAUGUGUUACAUGGAGGAGAUACAAACUAUGUAAGCAUGUGAUACAUGGAGGAGAUACAAACUAUGUAACCAUGUGUUACAUGGAGGAGAUACAAACUAUGUAACCGUGUGUUACAUGGAGGAGAUACUAACUAUGUAAGCAUGUGUAACAUGGAGGAGAUUUAAACUAUGUUACCAGGUGUUACAUGGAGGAGAUACAAACUAUGUAACCGUGUGUUACAUGGAGGAGAUACUUACUAUGUAACCAUGUGUUACAUGGAGGAGAUACUAACUAUAUAACCGUGUGUUACAUGGAGGAGAUACAAACUAUGUAACCAUGUGUUACAUGGAGGAGAUACUAACUAUGUAAGCAUGUGUUACAUGGAGGAGAUACAAACUAUGUAACCAUGUGUUACAUGAAGGAGAUUUAAACUAUGUUACCAGGUGUUACAUGGAGGAGAUCCAAACUAUGUAACCGUGUGUUACAUGGAGGAGAUACAAACUAUGUAACCAUGUGUUACAUGGAGGAGAUCCAAACUAAGUAACCAUGUGUUACAUGGAGGAGAUACAAACUAUGUAACCUUGUGUUACAUGGAGGAGAUACUAACUAAGUAAGCAUGUGUAACAUGGAGGAGAUACUAACUAAGUAAGCAUGUGUAACAUGGAGGAGAUACAAACUAUGUAACCUUGUGUUACAUGGAGGAGAUACUAACUAUGUAAGCAUGUGUAACAUGGAGGAGAUACAAACUAUGUAACCAUGUGUUACAUGGAGGAGAUACAAACUAUGUAACCGUGUGUUACAUGGAGGAGAUACUAACUAUGUAAUCAUGUGUUACUUGGAGGAGAUACAAACUAUGUAACCUUGUGUUACAUGGAGGAGAUA